AUGAGCUCCUUCGACCUCCCGGCACCCUCCCCAGCUCUCUGCAGCCCCCAGUUCCCCAGCAUCGGCCAGGAGCCCCCCGAGAUGAGCCUUUACCAUGAGAACUUCUUCUACCCACAGGGCGUGCCCAGCCCUCAGCGCCCCCCCUCCUUUGAGGGGGGUGGCGAGUACGGGGCCACCCCCAACCCCUACCUCUGGCUCAAUGGGCCGGCCAUGACUCCACCACCCUACCUGCCAGGCACCAACGCCAGCCCCUUCCUGCCCCAGGCCUACGGUGUGCAGAGGCAGCUGCUACCUGGUAUGUCUGGGCUGGCGGGCGGCGACCUGGGCUGGCUGCCCAUCCCCUCGCAGGAGGAGCUGAUGAAGCUGGUGCGGCCCCCCUAUUCCUACUCAGCUCUCAUUGCCAUGGCCAUCCAUGGGGCGCCUGACAAGCGCCUCACCCUCAGCCAGAUCUACCAGUACGUGGCCGACAACUUCCCCUUCUACAACAAGAGCAAGGCCGGCUGGCAGAACUCCAUCCGCCACAACCUGUCUCUCAAUGACUGCUUCAAGAAGGUGCCCCGCGAUGAGGACGACCCGGGCAAAGGGAAUUACUGGACCCUGGACCCCAACUGUGAGAAGAUGUUUGAUAAUGGAAAUUUCCGCAGGAAGAGAAAGAGAAAAUCGGAUGUUUCCUCCAGCACGGGAUCCCUGGCCUCCGAGAAGACGGAGAACAGCCUCCUGGUGGGCAGCCCCAAGACGGCAGAGGCCCAAGACAUCCUGGACAGUGCUUCACCGGGGACCACCGGCUCCCCAGAGAAGCCGCCCUCCCCUCACCCGCCAGGCACCCCCUGCCUCAACAGCUUCCUCUCCACCAUGACCGCCUACGGGAGCGGGUCGAGCCCGGUGAGCCGCCCUGCGGCAACACCGGGACUGAGCCCUGAGCCCACGGACAAGAUGGGGCAGAACUUGCUGAACUUCAGCUCGUACACCCCACUCACCAACCUCAGCAGCCACGGGGGCGGGGGUGAGUGGGUCAACCCCAUGCCCACCAACGCUCUCGGCUACGGAGGCUCUGUCCUCAACCAGUUCAGCCCCCAUUUCUACAACAGCAUCAACACGAACAGCGUCCUCUAUCCCAGGGAGGGCACCGAGGUCUAGAACAGAGCAGCCC
Molecule: messenger RNA, 1150 nt
Organism: Enhydra lutris kenyoni (northern sea otter)
Lineage: Eukaryota; Metazoa; Chordata; Mammalia; Carnivora; Mustelidae
Product: forkhead box I1
Exons: 2
Coding region: 1-1137 (378 amino acids)
Biological process (GO): cell differentiation; regulation of transcription by RNA polymerase II; anatomical structure morphogenesis
Molecular function (GO): DNA-binding transcription factor activity, RNA polymerase II-specific; RNA polymerase II cis-regulatory region sequence-specific DNA binding
Source: RefSeq, a predicted model, not a curated record